UAGUGGUGAGAGGCAGUGAGGGGAGGGGGGAGGAUGCAGCAUCAUCAUCAUCAGUGAACGUACAGAACGACGGGAUUCAAAACGUUUCCAGCUGCUGAGCUCAGAGCCGCAGACCAGGCUAAUUCCUGACACCCCCACCAUCACCGGAUCAGACUAACUGCUGGAGCACCACACUGACAGGAAAGGAGACACAUUUUUACUGAGCUGCAUGUGAAGCGGUCCUGACUAAUCUCUGGAGGAAUCCACUAACAGGAGGCUUGUUUCUCUGGAAGGGACCAGACUAAUUCAUGGACCAGAGGCUGACUGACUCAUCCCUUGGUUUGUGGGAGGAGACUACUUCCUGAGCAUAUCAGCCCACUCAGUGCCACACCUCCACAUGUGAUGCUUGAGAGGCUGGGACCUGGCUAAUACCUGGAUCUGUGACAGAGCAUCCCAGAGGCUGGACGGUUCGGACACACUCCUGCUGGGACCUGGCUAAUCUCUGGCAUGUUCUGCUUCUGCCUGCAGAGUUCACUGCUGAAGCUCCAGGCGCUUGAGGUGGAGGGGGGCCCCUCGCUGGGUCCAUCCCCAGAGGACAGCCCUCCCGCCCUGGGCAGCAAGGAGCAGAAGAGCCCCGGAGUCCCACCGGAGCUGGGAGGGAAAGACGGGAAGACGCUGGUUCAGUGUCACAGCGUUCCUUCAGACGAGAACAGUCCUCCAGAGCUCCUCGCCGUCCUGACCAGACCUCCUCAGUCUCCUCGACACCAGCCACUGACCUCCAUCCAGCCGGGACAGCAGCCCCUCAUCCCCGACUCAGUGCUGCCUCCCAGCCCCCACCACUCGCCCUCGUACCCCCAAAGGGGCAGCCCCGGGGGUGACGGGGGAGGAGAAGGACCAGAUGGAGGAGGUGGAGGAAGUGGAGGAGGUGGAGCUCUCCUCCAGCUCCUGGCAGGUGGUCCCAGCCCCCUGCCCUCCCCCCGAUGCUCCAGCCACAGCCUGAGGUUCAACUCCGACCCCGACUCGGCCCCGUCACCACCCUGCAGCCAGCAGUACAUGCUGUGUCGUGGUCGGGUGGACCGGACCGAGGAACCGGAGGACCAUUGUCCCCCCUCCAUCCCCUUCCUGACCCGACACAUCCAGACCCUGAAGAAGAAGGUCCGAAGGUUUGAGGACCAGUUUGAGCUGGAGAUGAACUACAAGCCGUCACACAACGAUAAGUACUCCAAUCCAGAGAUGGUCAGAGUGAUGGGCGAACUGGCCAAGGCUCGGAAGCAGCUCAAAGAGCUCAGACUUCGGCAGUCGGUGUUCGAGUCUAAGGAGUCGGAAAACACCGACAUCUGCAGGUACAGCUCUGGUCUGCAGGGGGCAUCGGAGCACAAACCGACUCUGGAGGAAACAGUGGAGUCUCUGUUCAGACGACUGAGGGAGAAGCGACAAGCUCUGGGUCUCCCCGACAACAUGAAGGAGAUGACCCAGGCCCAGAUGGUUCUGGAGAAGAUCACCCUACAGAAGUGUCUGCUGUACUUUGAGAGUCUUCACGGCCGGCCGACCAAAGAACUACAGACUCUUCACAACCUGCUCAAACUCUUGGUACAGGACCUCACCACACGGGUCAAGAAGGGCACGAAGCAGGAGAAGUCCCUGGUGAAGCCUCUGUAUGAUCGAUACCAGAUGAUCAAACACCUGCUGUGUUCCAGUCCCGCCAUCAGCACCAUCGAGGAAGAGGACGGCUCUGAUGAAGACUCGGUGGCUGAUGAACUUCCUGUUCCGCCUCCUCGUAGAGCGACUCGAUUGGCGGCUGGCGAGGAGGACAGCGACCGAGACAGCGACCCGGCGUUCGUGUCUCCGAUCGACGAGGUGAAAGCUGUUCGUCAGCACGCGGCUCUGACCACGGCCAACCUUCACGAAGCCUCCAGGUCUCAGCUGCUCGACUGUCUUCGGGAAACCAGAGCAGAGAAGAAAACGAGACGUAAAGUUCUGAGGGAGUUUGAGGACGAGUUCUACCGACAGACCGGGAGAAUCUGUCAGAAAGAAGACCGCAGUCCCAUGAAGGACGAGUACCAGGACUACAAGCAGCUGAAGGCCAAGCUGAGACUUCUGGAAGUUCUGCUCAGCAAACAGGACGUUUCCAAACCCAUGUGAGAACCUGAACGUGUUCUGAGAUGUUAACCUGCGGAAUCUUCACGUCGUCCCUCUGAAUCAUCCAGCAGAGUUUAUUCGACUCGUUCUGCUCAUUAAAGGACCAGCAUCGUCCAUCCUCCACCAUCAGCAGGAAACCUCGGAUCCUGAACGUUGUGAACUCGUGUCCCACUUUAACUUCGUGUUUGAACUGAACGCACUUUAACCUGUCGAGAACAAAGAAGAAAACGGGAACAGGUUGGACCUUUUCAUUGAUCACAUCCAGACACCGAACCUCCAGAACCCAACAGAACCCAACAGAACCAAGUCUGAAAGUUUAAUUCCACAAAAAAAAACUGCUUUCCUGAAACACCAACCUCAGAAAGAGAUCAAUGAGCAGAAACGAUCUGACAAAAGAUGUAAAAACUCUCAUCUGGAAUCAACAAAAGCUAUCAGUAAAAGGAAAAUCUAGCUUUUGUUUGGCCGUGAAGUGAGAAAAGUAACUUCUUGAGCAAAAAAUCUGAACUUAAACCAUAGAAAAGACUGAAAUUUGAAUCGUUGGGCUUCAUAGAAUCAGAAAACUGUCAGAAAUUCAAGUUAAAAACAAUCUAAACUAUUUGUCUUUAAAGUUGUUUCAUGCUGAGAGUUUGUAUCAUUGUAAAACGAGACAAGGUGAAACAUUACAUCUAAAAAACUCUAAUGUUUGUCUUUUUAUGAGUUCAUCUAAAAUAUUUUAAAAUAAGACUCGGAUUCAACGUCUCAUUCAUUAAAAUCAAACCUGUUGUGUUUUUAGACAAUAAUCAGCAGUAAAACAUGCGACCCUGUUGAGGCUUUAUAUCUCUAAACUGUUUGGUCAGAAGUAAACCUUCAGCUGGGUGGGUUUGGGUUUGGGAGGUUCUGGUGAUGAUCCGUCUUCAUAUCAGAGUGUUUAUUUUUAUUCAGAGUCUAUCAUUAAUAUGCAGUCCAGUGUUUUAGAGGCUCAACCUGUAAAUUCUCUCCACUGAAUGUCUGAGUGUAAAAUCUAAAAAAGGGCUUGAAGUCUUUAACAGUCGACCAACUAACAACUCUGUGAUCUGAAGCAUGAUAGAACAUUGAUAUAACGUCCAUGUAACGUUUCCGUAAUCCAGCCUGCGACGAUGUUCCGAAAAAGCAUUUUAUCUGUGAGGAACGUUGGGUGUCUGAAGUCCUGCACGGCUGAAGCUCCUCCUGAACUUGGACCUCCAUGUUUCCUCGUCUUCAGCCUGAAACUAAACUCUGCUGUGAACGUAAAUCCUGUUUCUGUGUUGUGAACUUGAUGGAUUCCUCCCAGGAUGCUUUCUGGUUCCUCUGAUCCAUACGAAGGCUGCUGUUGGUCCGGUUGUAACAGAUGUCUAGUCCAGGAAACAUGAGGUCCACCCUUAGAACUGGACCAACAGACCCCCGGUUCUUACGGAUUGUGAAGGAACUCGGUGUUCUCUGUGACCUUUAGGGGGAACAAAUCUGCUCUGCCUGAUACAUUUCUAUACAAACAGGAUGAGAAUAAAUAUUUUGGUUAUGAA
Molecule: messenger RNA, 3635 nt
Organism: Amphiprion ocellaris (clown anemonefish)
Lineage: Eukaryota; Metazoa; Chordata; Actinopteri; Pomacentridae
Product: protein FAM13C-like
Exons: 12
Coding region: 487-2121 (544 amino acids)
Source: RefSeq, a predicted model, not a curated record